CCGAGCCCGGACAAAUCUCCACCGUUUCCUAGCGGCGGCGGCGGCGGCGAAUCACUUUCUUCCUCAUCCUCUUGGCCGCUUUUGAGCGAAAUGAAAAUUGCUUUUCACUAAUACAACUUUGGAUUCCAGUCGCAAGCCAAGAUCAGUGAAUUGAGUUGUUGAAGACUUGACUGCGACGGUGGUUGCUGUUACUUUGAGUUAUAUUGGAUGUCAAAUGUCAAUCCUUUUGAUGAAGACUUGAGUCAAAUAAUAUGUUUCUUUUCAUGUCUCAAUUGUGCGGUGCACUCACUGGAAACGCUGGAGCUGAGGGUAGGUGAUGUAGCAGAGCACUAGAGCCUCUUCAUUUUUCACCACUUGAAGAUCUACAUAUCUUGCCUACUUGAGCACCUCUUCCAGUACUCUAGCACUGCACGUAAAAUCAUAACCACAAAAAGUUGCUAGAUUUGAGGGAAAAUGUCUUCGGCUUUGGAAGGCAUAGCAACUGUCGCCCAGCUUUCAGGGAUCGAUGGGUUGAAGCUAAUCGGGAUGAUAGUGAAAGCAGCAAGCACAGCAAAGAUGCACAAGAAGAACUGUAGGCAGUUUGCGCAGCAUCUCAAGUUAAUUGGCAAUCUAUUGGAGCAGCUCAAGCUAUCCGAGCUUAAGAAGUAUCCAGGAACAAGCGAGCCAUUAGAACUGUUUGAGGAUGCAUUGAGGAGGGCAUUUAUCCUGGUUAACAGUUGCCAAGAUCGGAGCUAUCUUUAUCUAUUAGCUAUGGGGUGGAACAUUGUGUAUCAGUUCCGGAGGGCUCAGAAUGAGAUAGACAGAUACUUGAAGAUCAUCCCCCUCAUCACCCUUGUGGACAAUGCACGUGUCAGGGAGAGAUUGGAAAUUAUUGAAAAGGAUCAAAGAGUUUACACUCUGGAUGAUGAAGACAUGAAGGUGCAACAAGUCAUAAUGAAGCCAGAACCCUCUAAAGACGAUACUGUUGUAUUGAAGAAAACACUUUCAUGUUCCUACCCAAGCAUGCCCAUCAGCGAGGCAAUUCGCAAAGAAAACGAAAAACUUCAGCUAGAGCUGCAACAUUCUCAAGCUAAUUUAGACGUACAUCAUUGUGAAUUCAUUCAGCAUCUUCUUGAUGUCACACAAGUUGUUGCUGCUACUUCUCUUCCUGAGAAAAGUUUGCCUGCCAAACCUAUCAAGGUGGAGCAUGGUUAUUCAGAUGCUGAGAGUAAUAAAGAGACUUGUGAUGAAAGCUACAGAAAAAAUACUGAUAAACAAACAACUCCAAGAAAUACUUCUUCAGUUUCAUCCAAACAGGACUUGUUAUCUUCUAAGGGUUCACAUCAAUAUGAAGAAUGGCAUUCUGAUCUUUUGGGCUGUUGUUCAGAACCCCUUCUCUGCAUAAAAACCUUACUAUUUCCAUGUGGGACAUUUUCAAAAAUUGCAACUGUAGCAACCAACAAACAUAUUUCUUCAGCAGAAGCAUGUAAUGAAUUGAUGGCAUACACCUUAAUAUUGUCCUGCUGCUGUUACACAUGUUGCAUCAGAAGGAAGCUGCGAAAACAGCUGAGCAUCUCGGGAGGGUUUAUUGAUGAUUUCCUCUCACACUUGAUGUGCUGCUGCUGCGCCCUGGUGCAAGAGCACAGGGAACUUGAGAUUCGUGGAAUCAACGCAGGCAUACAGAAGAUGAAGACAAGCCCCCCGCUCCCUCAAUUCAUGGAAUCUUAACAUAUGAGUAGAGACAAGAGCUAGCAGCAAUGGAUACAGUAUAUGUGGACUCUUAUUAUCUUUUAAAUCAAGCAUGCAUGUAUGUGGUGCGAAAUGGAGGUCCGUACGAGGGAGAUGAAGCAGCAUGUAGAUAUGAUAUAGCUAGGAAUCCUAGGAUAACCACGAUGCGUACGUUAUGUCUUUUAUUAACGUACAACAAUUAAUUUACUCUUCUGUAUGAUGCCUUUGCCAGGUCCUACCUAUGAUUUUUUCUUUAGCUGAAUUACUAUGGAGCAUAAUCUAUUAGGCCCUGUUUGGUUGAUGGAG
Messenger RNA from Cuscuta europaea, 2013 nucleotides. The record is from the annotation of a GenBank genome assembly. Lineage: Eukaryota; Viridiplantae; Streptophyta; Magnoliopsida; Solanales; Convolvulaceae.